GCCUACCCUUGCAGCAGUGAUAAGGAAUGCGAAGUUGGAAGAUACUGUCACAGUCCCCACCAAGGAUCAUCAGCCUGCAUGGUGUGUCGGAGGAAAAAGAAGCGAUGCCAUAGAGAUGGCAUGUGUUGCCCUGGUACCCGAUGCAAUAAUGGCAUCUGCAUCCCAGUCACGGAGAGCAUCCUGACCCCUCAUAUUCCAGCUCUUGAUGGCACUCGGCAUAGAGAUCGGAACCAUGGUCACUAUUCCAACCAUGACCUGGGAUGGCAGAAUCUAGGAAGGCCUCACACCAAGAUGUCUCAUAUAAAAGGACAUGAAGGAGACCCCUGUCUGCGAUCAUCAGACUGCAUUGAUGGAUUUUGCUGUGCUCGCCACUUCUGGACCAAAAUCUGCAAACCAGUACUGCAUCAGGGGGAAGUCUGUACCAAACAACGCAAGAAAGGUUCUCAUGGGCUGGAGAUUUUCCAGAGGUGUGACUGUGCAAAGGGCCUGUCUUGCAAAGUGUGGAAAGAUGCUACCUACUCCUCCAAAGCCAGACUCCACGUGUGCCAGAAGAUCUGA
Molecule: messenger RNA, 558 nt
Organism: Cricetulus griseus (Chinese hamster)
Lineage: Eukaryota; Metazoa; Chordata; Mammalia; Rodentia; Cricetidae
Source: RefSeq, a predicted model, not a curated record